Messenger RNA from Tripterygium wilfordii, 1177 nucleotides. RefSeq names its product gamma-glutamylcyclotransferase 2-2. Bases 234 to 890 code for a protein of 218 amino acids. The record is from RefSeq and is a predicted model, not a curated record. Gene Ontology annotation, cellular component: cytoplasm. The transcript is spliced from 9 exons. Lineage: Eukaryota; Viridiplantae; Streptophyta; Magnoliopsida; Celastrales; Celastraceae. Gene Ontology annotation, biological process: glutathione catabolic process. Gene Ontology annotation, molecular function: gamma-glutamylcyclotransferase activity; glutathione specific gamma-glutamylcyclotransferase activity.
CGCAAAUCCAUCUUCCUCUUGAGACAGCGAGAAAGCAGAGAGAGAAGAGAGAAAGGAAAACCCAAAUCGUUUAGCUUUUGCUUCUCUCUUCACUCCUCUCUUGAUCUCUUCCAUUAUCUUCAAAAAAUAUAUAUAUAUAUAUAUAUGUAUAUAUAUCGGCUGCUUCGUUCUGAUCACCGCAGAUCAUCUCUCUAACGCUCUUUCUGCUCUGCGACAUUCUUGAGUGAACAACGAUGGUGUUCUGGGUUUUUGGCUAUGGCUCACUGGUGUGGAACCCUGGAUUUGACUAUGAUGAGAAAGUGAUCGGCUUCAUCAGAGAUUACAGGCGUGUAUUUGAUCUUGCAUGCAUUGAUCACAGAGGUACCCCUGAACACCCUGCAAGAACUUGCACGCUAGAGUACAUUGAAGGAUCCAUAUGCUGGGGUGCUGCUUACUGUGUUCGUGGAGGCCCUGAAAAGGAAAGGUUGGCGAUGGAGUAUUUGGAGAGGAGAGAGUGUGAAUAUGAUCAAAAGACAAUUGUGGACUUUUAUAAGGAAGGCGAACCCUUGCAGCCUGCUUUAAAGGGAGCCAUAGUAUUCACAUCCAUCGCUGACAAAGUAUCUAACAAAUACUACUUGGGACCUGCCCCAUUGGAAGAUAUGGCUAGACAAAUUGCCACUGCAUUUGGACCCUGUGGGAACAAUAGAGACUACCUUUUCCGGCUAGAGAAAGCCAUGUUUGAUAUAGGUCAUGAAGAUGACAUGGUGAUAGAAUUGGCAAACGAAGUUAGGAUGGUGCUUGGGAUUGUAGGGAAGAAGAGGUUGCCCGGGUCUCUACACAUCUCUCUCAAGUCCCAUCUGCCAGCCUUGGAACUGCCUCGCUUUCCAGAAGCUGUAGCCAUGGAUUCGUAAGUCGUAACAAUAGAAGGCUAAUAACCGAUCGAAGGAGGAAGACACCCUAACCCAACUAAUGAAGUUGUUGAAUCUUACACGGGCUUGCUUUUUUUUUACUUUUUCCCAGAAGAGGACAUGUUUCCCUUCAUUAACAGUGCAGUGUUAACCUUAAGCUUAUUUAGUUUUCAGUUAUGCAAAAUCAUAGCCCUUGAACUGAGUCAUAUGACUAACAACGUGUAACAGUUAUCGAUGGUACGGUAAAAUGACUGUAUUAUUGAUGGGAGGAUGAUACCAGAUUUUGAUCU